This is a messenger RNA of Plutella xylostella (diamondback moth), 1051 nucleotides long. Its product is annotated as SRR1-like protein. Gene Ontology annotation, cellular component: nucleus; cytoplasm. The record is from RefSeq and is a predicted model, not a curated record. Lineage: Eukaryota; Metazoa; Arthropoda; Insecta; Lepidoptera; Plutellidae.
UAACUAAAAUGUCAAACCCCAAUGUUGACAAUGAUGGAUUUCGUUUAGUCGGCUCUAAAAAACGUAUUUCCAAACGAAAACCCACUAAAGUGCCUGAAAGAGACUUUAAAAUUGAACAACAAGAUACUAUUAUUGACUUGGAAAAAUCUAAACAGCGAAUUCUAGCAGCUGUUGACGAUUUAAGAUCUUCACCUUACUAUCAUACAGUUACCAACUCUGUGAGUACCCUAUUGAAAAACAAGUCAGUGAUAGAAAUAGUUUGUUUGGGUUUAGGACACCUAGCCGAUUGCGCUAUUUCUCGCUAUCAAUUAGCGCUUUUGGUGUGCCUUCGCAAUCUCCUCAAACCUAGAAAAGUAUUAGUUCAUGACCCAGUGUUCUAUAAAGCUGAAUGCCAGAUUUUAAAUGACUUGGAACUUGAAGUUAUUGAGGAAAAUAAUGAAGGCAGUUAUGUAAUAUCAGGAGAAGGAGCAACAGUGGUCUAUUUACCACAUUGCCCAAAACAGCUGACCAAUAAUUUCCUUUGGAGUAAUUGGUCCCAAAAUCUACAGAACUGUGUUCUAAUUUGUAAUAGUUUCGCCUCAUUGUUUGAGAACCAGCCCAAUCGGAUUAUACUAGAAACUGUCCCUUACAUUCAUAAGAUUCAACCACAUACUACUGAGAUAGCAUUAGAAAACAAUUUCAAGUUUACAGACAUUUUUAAUGACACCUCCAUUCAUAUUUUUCCAAACAAAGCCCUUGAAAAGCUAGAUUCAAAGUUUUGGGCAAAGGCAGAUAGACCCUGUUACAACGACACUGAAGAAUUCAUAACAUCUUGUAUGAUUGAGAAGUUGACUUUGUAAAUUGUUAUUUGAAGGUAAAAUGGCAUCUAUUAGUACGAAGCCAGCCCUUGUAACCCUCAGAGGUCUUCUAUCUGAACUACGAAAACAGAGUUCUACUAAGAAGCUUGCGGAUAACCAAAUGGUUCAAUACAUCUUUGGUCAGUACCGUAUGUACCAGAGUACUGACCAGCAACUGUGCAAAGCUAUAGAUGAGAUGCACUUCAAGGCAAAAA